Messenger RNA from Triticum dicoccoides, 3379 nucleotides. RefSeq names its product receptor kinase-like protein Xa21. The record is from RefSeq and is a predicted model, not a curated record. Lineage: Eukaryota; Viridiplantae; Streptophyta; Magnoliopsida; Poales; Poaceae. The transcript is spliced from 2 exons. Gene Ontology annotation, biological process: protein phosphorylation. Gene Ontology annotation, molecular function: protein kinase activity; ATP binding; protein binding. The coding region runs from base 47 to 3139 and encodes 1030 amino acids.
GAGUUGUGGCCAUCAACCAAAGCUACUGCUAUCUACCCUAGGACCGAUGCAAGCUCCAUCGUGUCCUGUCCCCCGCUUGAUGCGGGCGCUGGCGUUACAAUGCCUCUCGGUGUGGCUCUGCUCGUGUGCAACGGCAGCGUCGCUGGCCGUGCCCGAGCUUAGCAGCACUGGCACGGCCGACGAGCACAACCUCCUCUUCUUCAAGUCGGAGCUUUCGGAUCCGGCAGGCGCUCUGUCUUCAUGGAACACGUCCAACCCCCUGUGCAGGUGGCGAGGAGUCACUUGCGGCCGUCGACACCCCAAGAGGGUCGUCGCGCUGCACCUCAACUCGUCCCACCUGGCUGGGCGGCGUGUCUCGCCGUUCUUGGGCAACCUCACCUUCCUCAGGACACUCAACCUUGGUGACAACGACCUUGGCGGGCAGGUGCCGCCGGAUCUUGGUCGGCUGAGCAGGCUGCAGGUGCUGAACCUCAGUCUGAAUGCCCUCCAAGGAAGCAUCCCGGCAGCUUUGGGAAGGUGCACUAAGCUGCGCGUCCUCAAUCUCAGGAAUAACCUCCUCCAAGGUGAGAUCCCUGCCCAGAUAGGCUCCUUGGAAAAUCUACAGAUCCUCAACCUUUUCGCCAACAAUUUGUCGGGGCAGAUUCCGCCGUCGAUAGCCAACUUGUCUUCGCUCCAAACACUCAACCUUGGGAACAACACUCUGUCAGGGACCAUUCCAUCAUCUUUUGGUCGCAUGCCCCACCUCUCUUUGCUUUCGCUCCAGUUUAACAACCUUUCUGGACUCAUCCCUCCUCCAAUAUGGAACAUUUCUUCCUUGAAAGGAUUGUCCGUUGUCGGCAACGCGCUUCGUGGCACGAUACCUGCAGGCGCAUUCGCUAACCUCCCUCUUCUCCAAUUGUUCUACAUGAGCUACAACCAAUUCCAUGGCCAUGUCCCUGCCAUAUUGGCAAAUUCCUCCGAGCUGCAGAGAAUUGAGCUCGGGUACAACUUCUUUAGUGGCACGGUUCCUCCAGAGGUUGGAGGCUUGCAGAAUCUUGAAUCGCUGGCUCUCUCGAACAAUCUGCUACAAGCUACGACUCCAAGUGACUGGAACUUCAUGUCCACCUUAUCCAAUUGCUCCCAGUUACAAUAUCUGGACCUGGCCUCAAACGAAUUAGGAGGGAUGCUUCCUUCGUCGAUCUCUAACCUGUCAGCGUCGCUCGUAUAUCUGUCCCUCUCUCGUAACCGGAUAGUAGGGAACAUACCUGAAAGAAUUGGAAAUCUUCUCCAGUUGCAGGUCCUAUCCCUUGACAAUAAUCUUCUCACGGGAACUCUUCCAUCUUCUUUGAGCAUCCUUACCAACUUGGGAGAUCUGUCCCUGGGAAGGAACAAUUUAAGUGGGAGCGUCCCGUUGACCAUCGGAAAUCUUACUCAGUUAAGCAACUUGUAUCUCGGGUACAAUACUUUCAGCGGUAGCAUACCAAGCACUGUGGGGAACUUGGCAUCCUUGCUGAAUAUUGAUUUCUCAACCAACAACUUGACAGGGAUAAUUCCCAGUAGUUUAUUCAACAUCAGCACACUCUCUCUAGGUUUGGAUCUCUCCUAUAAUUGUUUGGAGGGGUCGAUACCGUCUGAAAUUGGAAAUCUAAAAAACCUUGUAGAAUUCCGAGCGGCGUCAAAUAGAUUAUCACAUGAAAUCCCUCCUACCCUUGGUGACUGCGAGAUUCUCCAAAACAUAUAUCUACAAAACAAUUUCCUGGAAGGUAGUAUUCCGCCACUCUUGAGCAGACUGAAGGGUUUAGAAAUCCUAGACCUCUCAAGCAACAAAUUAUCAGGCCAAAUGCCAAAGUUUUUGAAGGACCUCAACACACUUCACUAUCUAAACCUCUCCUUCAAUAACUUCGUUGGUGAAGUGCCGUUUAGCGGUAUCUUCACGAAUGCUACUACAGUUUCAGUGCAAGGUAAUGAUAAACUUUGUGGUGGAAUCCAGGAUCUUCACCUGCCCCCAUGUUCUUUUGAAUCAUCAAAGAAGAACAAACUUCCAUUGAAAACAAUCAUUAUUCCCCUAGUUGCGGUGUUGGGUGUCAUUUUCUUGGUCUUUUUCCUGCUUGCUUGGAACAAGCAAAGAUCAAAUGGUAACCCUUCGACUGCAACUAUCCAAGGCUACCCUUCGGUUUCUUACCUUACAUUGGCAAAAUCAACAAAUGGUUUCUCCACAGCAAACUUGUUGGGUAGUGGCACUUUUGGCUCUGUAUAUAAAGGAAACUUAGGCGGAGAUAGGGGUGACAGUGCAAAUAUUGUUGCUAUCAAAGUACUUAAACUCCAAACACCGGGUGCACUCAAAAGUUUCACAGUGGAAUGCGAAGCAAUCAGAAACACUCGACAUCGAAAUCUUGUCAAGAUAAUGACAUUGUGUUCAAGCAUUGAUUCCAAAGGGGACGACUUCAAAGCAAUCGUCUUUCAGUUCAUGCCUAAUGGAAGUCUAGAAGAUUGGUUGCAUCCAGACCAAAAUGAGGAGAAGCAUUUGGAUCUCCUUAAAAGAGUGAGCAUACUACUGGAUGUGGGAUAUGCACUGGAUUAUCUUCACUCCUACGGCGCUGCACCAAUUGCUCACUGUGAUCUUAAGCCAAGCAAUGUACUUUUGGAUGUUGAUUUGGUAGCCCAUGUUGGUGACUUUGGACUUGCUAGGAUUCUUACCGAGGGAAACUCUUUUCCCCAAAGCUCAACAAGCUCAAUGGGGUUUAGAGGGACAAUUGGGUAUGCUGCUCCAGAGUAUGGUGCUGGAAAUGUGAUCUCUAUACAAGGAGAUGUGUACAGCUACGGAAUUCUCAUCUUAGAAAUAGUAACUGGGAAGAGGCCCACUGAUAGCAUGCUCAUACAAGGAUUAAAUCUCCACAAGUAUGCUGAAAUGGCCAUACAUGGUGGAGUAAUGGACGUUGUUGACAUGCGGCUUUUUUCCCACAUUGAGAAGGGGUCGCCAGCCACAGAUGACUCUUCUACUUUUUCAAGAACGUAUGAUCCUUCUGAUGAGAGAAGGAUUGACUGCCUGACCUCACUUCUUAGACUCGGAGUAUCUUGCUCUCAGGAAAUGCCCGUGAGUAGAAUGUUGAUCAAAGAUACCAUCAAAGAGUUGCGGUCUAUCAAAGAUUUCCUCGCGUAGAGGAAGGUUUAACUUUUUGAUGAAGGCAUGCCCAGAUGCCAGAGCCUAUUGUAUUUACCGCAUAAAGUAUUCUGAGCACUAUUCUUCAAUUAGUAGCAUGUGUCUCUCUACAUUUUUCAUACAUCUGCUAGUUUCUUGACAGAAAUGUAUCUUUAGAUUUUAUAGAAACACCAAUGUAGUAUCAAAAAGUAAUUCUCUUCUGGAAGGUGACUAUUCUAAUGUGACUGAAAUUUAUCGGAA